Pelecanus crispus (Dalmatian pelican) is the source of this 1224-nucleotide messenger RNA. Lineage: Eukaryota; Metazoa; Chordata; Aves; Pelecaniformes; Pelecanidae. The record is from RefSeq and is a predicted model, not a curated record.
AUGAGUUUUAUCAUGAAACUUCACAGACAUUUUCAAAGAACAGUUAUUUUGCUGGCCACUUUUUGUAUGGUGAGCAUAGUUAUUUCUGCGUACUACUUGUAUAAUGGCUACAAACAGGAAAAUGAACUUUCUGAAAUCUCUUCAGAAGUGGAAUGUGGUGAUCUUCAACUGUUACCAUACAAGCUGAUGGAGAUGAAGACCAUGAAGCCUGUUGAUCCCCUGAGGACAGAUCUUGUAGUGCUGGUGUUUGUGGAAAGUCAGUACUCAACACUAGGCCAAGAUAUAAUAACUAUUUUAGAAUCUAGCAGAUUUCAGUUUCACAUUGAGAUUGCACCUGGGAAGGGUGACCUCCCAGUGCUCAUAGACAAAAAUAAAGGCAAAUACGCUCUCAUAGUAUACGAAAAUAUUCUAAAGUAUGUGAAUAUGGACUCUUGGAACAGAGGCCUUCUAGAUAAGUACUGUAUAGAAUAUGGCGUAGGUGUUAUUGGAUUUCACAAAGGCAAUGAGAACAGCUUGCAGAGCUUUCAGUUGAAGGGCUUUCCUUUCCAUGUCCACAGCAAUCUGGGUAUUAAGGACUGUUGCAUUAACCCUCAUUCCCCACUGCUCCAUGUGACUAAAUCUUCUAAGCUUGAGAAAGGUCCCUUGCUUGGAAAUGACUGGGCGGUUUUCCAGAUUAAUCAUACAGCUUAUCAACCAGUGAUAUUUGCAAAAGUCAAGGCACCAGAAAACCUUUCACCACCUGCUGCUAAAAGUGCUCUCCAUGCCACAGUAAUUCAUGACCUGGGGGUCCAUGAUGGGAUUCAACGAGUCCUUUUCGGCAAUAACUUGAAUUUUUGGCUGCACAAGCUGAUUUUCAUAGAUGCCAUCUCUUUCCUGUCUGGAAAGAAGCUCAGACUGUCCUUGGAUAGGUACAUUCUGGUUGACAUAGAUGACAUCUUCGUUGGGAAGGAGGGAACAAGAAUGAACACCAACGAUGUACAGGCCCUGCUUGACACUCAGAAUCUUUUGAGAGCUCAGAUUACAAAUUUUACUUUCAACCUCGGAUUUUCAGGGAAAUUUUAUCACACAGGCACUGAGGAGGAAGAUGAAGGCGAUGACCUGUUGUUGAGGUCUGUAGAUGACUUUUGGUGUUUUCCCCACAUGUGGAGUCACAUGCAGCCUCACCUCUUCCACAAUGAGUCGUCACUGGUGGAGCAGAUGAUCCUUAACAAAAAAUUUGCCUUA